AUGGACAUCCAGCGAUGGACAUAUGUGAGAGACAGGCUGGAUGAUUUCAGAAUGGGCUGCCCAUCUGCUGAUAAUCUGAUCAUUUGUGGCCCCAGGGAAGGCUUUCUCUCCAUGACUGCUCAGAGUUCCCCGACUUCCCCCCAGAAAGACUCAGAAAAAAACUGCACAAAGGAGAACUGCUUUCCAAGCUUUCACCAGCCCAAAAUAACUUUUGUAGAGGAGGUUGAAGCCAGCCUGACCCAUCACCCCUCGGCUUGCUACCCGGAUCUGAAGGAAAGUCUACGAGACAUCUUAUUAAAGCUGUUGGAAGAGCUCAAUCCUGACAGGAACCUGGAGGACACCUGGGCUUAUUUAACUGAGAUCCCUUUGGAACUAAACUACAGCAAAAGGCUGGGUGACAUUAGGAAGAGAAAAUUCUCUCUACAGGAAGGUACCCAGGAGAGGAAACUCAGGAAACCACCCGAUCCUUAUAAACCCAAGUGGGUGAAGAUAAGGUAUGGAGCAUGGUAUCUGAACCCCAAGACCUGGAAAAGGCUAAUAAAUGAUGAGCUUUUGAUUGGCCCCAAAGUCUUAAAAGAACAGGAAUAUUGGAGUUAUGGAAGGGGUAUUGAACCAGACAUUAUUGAUGAUCUUUAUGGACCAAUUGCCUUCAUAGAUUUCAUUAGAAGCAAGGGCUACAGGAUGUCAGGUAUGCUUGAGAAGUUGUUUUUGAGGAAGAAAUGAACUGUAGAUUCUGUUAAGACUCCUAUACACCAAGUAAUGAAACUCCUCUCAGAAGUACAUGAUGAUACAUGUGAAAAUAAUUAG
Phyllostomus discolor (pale spear-nosed bat) is the source of this 807-nucleotide messenger RNA. Its product is annotated as putative protein FAM47D. The record is from RefSeq and is a predicted model, not a curated record. Lineage: Eukaryota; Metazoa; Chordata; Mammalia; Chiroptera; Phyllostomidae.